AUGUUUGGUAAAUUAAGAUAUUACAUAUUAGUAUUCAUAUAACUUUUUCACAGGACUAAUGUCUCAAGAUCCUCUAAACAUUGAUGAGUCCUCGAACGUGGAUGACAAGGCACCUUUGUGGAUCUAUGUGAACAAAAUUGAGAAGUUAGCUGGAGGAGGAUCAUGGAGGUUUGAAUGCAAGUUCUGCAGUAAUUCAUAUGUUGGAUCUCAUAGUAGAGUUAUGACUCAUCUGCUGCAAGAGGGAAAAGGAAUUAAAGGAUGCUUGAAAGUCACUCCUCAACAAAGAGUUAACCUGAAAAAGCUAGUUGAUAAUUGCAAAGAGAGGUUAAAGCGUGCAGCUCCCAAAGCAGUUCCACUUCCUUCGUCAUCAAGGAACAUGUCUAGUUCUUCUCUUGAUUAUGAUAUGAGCUACAAAGUUCCAAAUGCAACUGAGUCUGAUCCAAAGAAGAGAAAAGGUAUGGGUCCUUUGGAAAAAGCAUUUCAGAAUGAAGCUAGGGAGCAAUGUGAUGGGGAGGUAUCUAGGAUGUUCUACACAGGUGGUCUGUCUUUUAACCUUGCAAGAAAUCCUCACUACCGCAAUUCAUAUGUGCGUGCUUCCCAAAUUCCAGGAUAUGUUCCACCCGGGUAUAAUGCAUUGAGAACUACACUUCUUCAAAAGGAAAGAAAGAACAUUGAGAUGCAUUUGCAACCUUUGAAGAACACAUGGAAACAAAAAGGAGUGAGUAUAUGUAGUGAUGGUUGGUCAGAUCCACAACGGAGACCAAUAUUUAACUUUAUUGCUGCAAAUGAGAGUGGUCCAAUGAUGUUAAGGGCGAUCAAUACUCAUGGUGAGACAAAAACCGGUGAGAUGAUUGCAGAGCUGAUCAUAGAAGGCAUAAAGGAGGCUGGGCAUGAAAAUGUGGUUCAGGUUGUCACUGACAAUGCUUCAAACUGUGUAAAAGCUGGUGCGCUUAUUUCAGCCAAGUUUCCUACUAUUUUUUGGACACCAUGUGUGGUUCAUACCUUGAACCUUGCUCUGAAGAAUAUAUGUUCACCAUUACUGAGCACAAGAAAUAAUGAAGCGGUGUAUGAUGCUUGUUACUGGAUAAAGUCUGUCAGUGAAGAUGUGAAUUGGAUCAAGAAUUAUAUUAUGAAUCACGGGAUGAGGCUUGUAAUGUUCACUGAGCAUUGUGAUCUUAAGCUCCUAACAAUUGCUUCUACAAGGUUAGUUUUCUAUAUUUUUAAUUGAGAGCUUACUUAUAUUCUUAAUUUUUAAGUUAAUAAUCAUUAGUUUUAUUUUUACAGGUUUGCUUCCACGGUUGUAAUGUUAAAGAGAUUCAAAAAAAUAAAGACCGGGUUACAACAAAUGGUGAUCAGUCCUAAAUGGGAUGAUUAUAAAGAAGACGGUGUAGAGAGAGCAUCUGCAGUGAAGAAAAAGAUAUUAGAUGAGUUGUUUUGGGAGGAGCUUGAAUAUGCUUUAUCUUUCACUUUGCCCAUCUAUAGCGUGAUUAGAACUGCUGAUACUGAUAAACCUUCUCUUCAUCUGGUUUAUGAAUUGUGGGAAAGUAUGAUUCAGAAUGUCAAGAGAGCUAUCUUCAAAAAAGAAAGGAAACAACUUAAUGAAGAUUCCGUCUUUUGGACUGCGGUGCACUCGAUUUUGACUUCUCGCUGGAGUAAGAGUAAUACUCCUCUUCAUUGUAUGGCACAUUCUCUAAACCCCAAGUAAGUUUAUAAAUCUGUUUUUAUUCUGUUUUUCUUAUCAACUAAGAUUUUAAUUGUUAUAUAUUUUUGUCGGAUCAGUAAGAUUUUUGUUGGAUGCAGGUACUAUAGUUCAGAGUGGCUUGCAGAAGAAGACAGUAGAAAAGCUCCACAUCAAGAUUUGGAGGUUACUAGAGAAAGAAAAAAUUGCAUAAUCAAGUAUUUUCCAAAUCAAGAUGAAAGGAGAGAGGUUAACGUUGAAUAUUCUAACUUCUCUUUAUGCAUGGAGGACUUUGGUAGUGUUGAUGUGAUUCAUGAUAGGUUUAUCUUAGAACCUUUGAGAUGGUGGGCAGUUCAUGGAUCUUCAGCACCAAAACUUCAAAUCUUAGCAUUCAAGUUACUUGGACAACCAUCUUCAUCCUCAUGCUGCGAAAGGAAUUGGAGUACAUACAAGUUCAUUCAUUCUGCUAUAAGAAACAAGAUUGUUCCCCAAAGAGCUGAAGAUUUAGUAUUUGUGCAUACUAACCUCCAUCUUCUAUCAAGAAGGAGCUCUGCUUAUAAAGAAGGCCCUAGCUGUAUGUGGGAUGUAGGAGGUGAUUAAUUUGAUUCGCUGGAUGAGAUUAAUUUGGGAAGACUUGAGUUUGAAGAUCUUUCUCUUGAUGAACCAGAAUUGGAAGCUGUUUUGUUUGGUGGAGAUGGGGAAAAUGAGAACAAUGAUGAGUUCGAUAUUUGACUUGAAGCUUGAAUUUUUUUUUUAUGUUAUGUUGGUUUUUUUUUGUUAACUUUUAUGUUGAACUUUAGUAUUUAAUUUAUGUGUUGGAUUUUUAUUAUUAAAUUUUUUUAUUU
Molecule: messenger RNA, 2523 nt
Organism: Brassica rapa (field mustard)
Lineage: Eukaryota; Viridiplantae; Streptophyta; Magnoliopsida; Brassicales; Brassicaceae
Source: RefSeq, a predicted model, not a curated record